Corvus hawaiiensis (hawaiian crow) is the source of this 1296-nucleotide messenger RNA. Its product is annotated as gastrula zinc finger protein XlCGF49.1-like. The coding region runs from base 404 to 1126 and encodes 240 amino acids. The record is from RefSeq and is a predicted model, not a curated record. The transcript has 3 exons. NCBI's taxonomy places the organism in Eukaryota, Metazoa, Chordata, Aves, Passeriformes, Corvidae.
CUCAGCUGUGAUAACUCCCUCCGGGGUAGCAGCAGCACAGUCCCACCCAGCCUGAGGGCUCACCUCUGCUGAUGGGCCAUCAUGGACUGAAUGGCCCCAGCACAAUGGGCAGCUGCAAGGACUGAGACCAUCAAGGCUCCCAAAAUACCCCAUGACUCCCAGGAUGACAUCAUUCCAUUGUGAAACUGCCCGCCCUGGGGGAGGGGCUGAGCAUUCCCACCUGAACCUGAGCAUAUAAAAUCUGGGUUUGGGGCCUUCUGGCAACACUUAACAGAUCCAGGGCAGGAGCAGGACUCCAACAGGACUGUGACCACCGCUGUUGACAAGACUGCUCCCAUCACUUGGACAGGACUGUGUCCACCACUCUGACCAACAGGAUUUCCCACUCCCAAACCUUGGCCAGAUGGAGGAGGACGCUGUGAGGAAGAGGAAGAUGCCCCAGGACACCCAGGCAGACAAGGAGCUGAGGACAGAGCCCAGGGAGGACAAAUCCCCGCGGCAGAACCUGGUGGAAGAGGCCGUUUUGAGCAGCUCCAUGGUGCAGGAAUCCAACGGGGAGGAAAAGCCCCGGAGAUCCCGCAGGAGGAGGGGCUGCAAACGCAGCCCAGGGAGCUGUGAGGAGGAAAGACCCACCCUGUGCCAGGAAGGCGGCCGGAGAUCCAGCCAGAGCUCAAACCUGGUGGUCCAUGAGCAGCAUCAUGCUAGGGAGAAACGCUUCAAGUGCUUGGAAUGUGGGAAGAGCUUCAGCCAGAGCACCAACCUGAUCCACCGCUGGUUGAUCCACACCGGGGAACGGCCCUACGAGUGUGGGGAAUGUGGGAAGAGCUUCAGCCAGAGCUCCCACCUGAUUCACCACCAGAUGAUCCACACAGGGGAGAGGCCCUAUGAGUGUCCCGAGUGCGGGAAGAGCUUUCAGACCAGCUCCAGUCUCCUCCUGCACCAGCGGAUUCACACAGAUGAGAGGCCCUUCCACUGCCCCGACUGCGGGACGGGCUUCAGGUACAACUCUGACCUCACCAACCACAAACGAAUCCACACUGGGGAGAGGCCCUACGAGUGUUCCAAAUGUGGGAAGAGCUUCUCCAGGAGCUCUCACUUGACCAGACACCAACAGUGCCACCAGUAAGGGAAGCCCUGCGAGUGCCCUGAGUGCAGGAAGAGCUCCAACUUCAUCUCGCAGCAGAGGAUCCAUGUGGGGUGAUGCACAGUGACCCCCGUUGGGCAGAGACCUGGUGACCCCUGUUCCAGAUGAUCCCCAUGGUUGCGGGGAAUGUUUGAGAGAUUUAUUUCACUUCU